AUGCCAUACAAACAUAUCGCAGCGCACCUGAACAAGACCGAGCUCGCCUGUCGCCUGCAUUACCACCAGCUGUCCCAUGGCAGCACUCGACGCAAGCGAACUGCGUCGUGCUCAUCCGGCUCCUCGGACCCUUCCCCCAACCAGCCAGCAGCAUACUCGAGUCCUGUCUAUCGUGGCGAGACCCGUUCACUCUCUCCAUCGGUGGCGGCGACCAGCUAUCUCCCAAAGCCGCUCAACAGUGACAUGCAGCUGUCCCGCAUCAUGUCCGUGGAGAGAUCACCGCGCCUGCCCGCCAUCCUGCCCAAGCCAGAAGGCGUGGCAUACUCCCAAGGUGGUGAAGUUGUGCCUCGUCAUCCGAUGGUGACUCCCGAGCAACACCACGAGCCCCUGCCGCCAGUCGUCGGCAUGCACCACCACGGCAGCCCGGCCUAUCAGUCCCCUGUUCCGCCUCUUCGGCUCGACACCGGUCGUCUGUCUCCCCCGUCCACGUCAGUACACACACCUGCUCACGUGGACCUCGGGCGACUCCGUUCGAUCUACGAGACGCACAAGAGCGCCUUCUGGGCGGUUAUAGCCGACGAGUACGGAAUGAAUGCAUCCCCAGUUGCUCUGGAGCAGGCCUGGAAAACAGGAGCUUGCUGCCAGUAUAGCGAGAGCAACCCAAUUACACCGAUUGCCAGUCCGGACAAGGACCGUAGGACAGGAUACCGGAUGACGGGCCAAGACAAGACGAGGAUAUCGUCCAUCUUGGACGACGACAAUGAGCAAAGACUCCGUUAA
This is a messenger RNA of Metarhizium brunneum ARSEF 3297, 780 nucleotides long. RefSeq lists its product as uncharacterized. Lineage: Eukaryota; Fungi; Ascomycota; Sordariomycetes; Hypocreales; Clavicipitaceae. The record is from RefSeq and is a predicted model, not a curated record.